UAUAUAUACGAUGAGGUGACGUCAAACAUGGCAAUCCUCGGACUUCAACUGCAACAAAGGUUUCCCGUCUUGACUGCUGUUUGUUAUUCUCGCUUAAUUUCCGCUACAAUUCAUGCUCCGGCUGUUGCUUCUGUCUCUAGUCUUUCGUGUAAGCUAAAAAAAUGGAACAAUGGUGGUAGGCUGCCACGUAGACUGGUGGUAGGCUUAGGAGCUUCAUUUUGGGCUCAGUACAUGAACAUGGCCGGCAAUAGCAAAUCUUUUAUUGCUUCUGCAAGGCUAAAGGGUGCUGUUGAACAGGCAUUGCAGAAUGUGGAAUGGCCAGAGCAGUUCCCCUUCAAGGACGAGGAUUUCCAACGCUUCGAUGAAACAUCAGAUUCGUUGUUCUAUGAAGCGCCACGCUUUGUUACGCAUAUUGAUGAUGCAGCCAUUGCUGCACUUACUAAAUACUACUCAGAGGUUUUCCCUCCCAGCAAUACUCCUGGAGUGAGCAUCUUGGAUAUGUGCAGUAGUUGGGUCAGUCAUUUUCCAAAAGGAUACAAGCAAGAACGGGUAGUUGGAAUGGGUAUGAAUGAGGAAGAGCUUAAGCGGAACCCUGUUCUAACAGAAUAUGUUGUGCAAGACUUAAAUUUGAAACCUAAGCUUCCCUUUGAAGAUAAUUCCUUUGAUGUCAUUACCAAUGUGGUCAGUGUUGAUUAUCUAACAAAGCCUCUUGAUGUUUUCAAAGAGAUGUGCCGGAUUCUUAAGCCUGGUGGAUUGGCUAUAAUGAGUUUUUCAAAUCGCUGCUUUUGGACAAAAGCAAUCUCUAUAUGGACAUCCACUGGUGACACCGAUCAUGCUUUGAUUGUUGGGUCAUAUUUCCAUUAUGCUGGCGGAUUUGAACCUCCUCAGGCUGUUGAUAUAUCUCCUAAUCCAGGACGCUCAGAUCCUAUGUACAUUGUUUACUCUAGGAAGCUUUCUACUGCUUAAGAAGCUAUCACUAUCAGUCUGAAGAUUAUGAGGAUUUUCUUCCUAUCAAUGAGUUUUCUUUUUUGCACAAAUCCAAGAACCUUAUAGUCGUGAAGAAGUUGAUAAUUUGAAAUUGUAUUCUCGUUUUCAUUAAUUACAGUGUAAUAAGUACCCUUCCUCACUGUCCACGCAUUUUCUAGAUAUAAGAACCAUAACAUUGGAAUACAUACAACAGACACAUUGAACCAAA
Gossypium raimondii (Peruvian cotton) is the source of this 1195-nucleotide messenger RNA. RefSeq lists its product as uncharacterized. The transcript is spliced from 8 exons. The record is from RefSeq and is a predicted model, not a curated record. Gene Ontology annotation, molecular function: S-adenosylmethionine-dependent methyltransferase activity. Bases 28 to 966 code for a protein of 312 amino acids. Lineage: Eukaryota; Viridiplantae; Streptophyta; Magnoliopsida; Malvales; Malvaceae.